AUGUCAACUGCCAAACCAAAACCAUACAUCACGUUCCAAGGUUCACAAAAUUUCAGACUACGAAUCAUUCUUUCCACAUUAUCUGGGAAACCAAUUAAAAUUGAGAAAAUCCGUUCCACUGAUUUAAAUCCAGGUCUAAAAGAUUAUGAAGUUUCCUUCUUAAGAUUAAUAGAAUCAGUAACUAAUGGUUCCGUCAUUGAAAUCUCAUACACAGGUACAACAAUCCUUUAUAAACCAGGUAUAAUCACAGGUGGUGCACAUACACAUAAUUGUCCCCCAUCAAAACCAGUAGGAUAUUUCGUAGAACCAAUGUUAUACCUAGCACCCUUCUCCAAGAAGAAAUUCUCAAUCUUAUUUAAAGGUAUCACUGCAUCUCAUCAAGAUGCAGGUAUUGAAGCAAUUAAAUGGGGACUAUUACCAAUAUUAGAGAAAUUCGGUUGUAGAGAAUGUGCAUUACAUACAUUGAAAAGAGGAUCCCCUCCAAAUGGUGGUGGGGAAGUUCAUCUCGUCGUGGAUUCUCUAAUUGCUCAACCUAUCACUAUGCAUGAAUUGGAAAGACCAACUAUAGCAACCAUAAGAGGUGUCGCAUAUUCAACACGUGUAAGUCCAUCAAUGGUUAAUAGAAUGAUUGACUCUGCAAAGAAAGUAUUGAAAGAUAUUAGUUGCCCCGUAGAAAUAACUGCAGAUGUUUGGAGAGGUGAAAAUUCAGGUAAGAGUCCAGGUUGGGGGAUUACAUUAGUUGCAGAAACGAAAAAAGGUUGGUGUUACUUAACAGAGGCAAUUGGUGACGCAGGUGAUGUUCCAGAAGAUAUCGGUCAAUUAGUAGCAUAUCGUCUCCUAGAGGAAAUAUCGACAAGUGCAGCAGUCGGUAGAAAUCAAUUAGCAUUAGCCAUGGUCUAUAUGGUCAUCGGUAAAGAAGAUAUCGGUAGAUUGAGAAUAACGAAAGACGAAAUAGAUGAAAACUUUAUUAAUUUACUAAGAGAUAUCAAAAAAGUAUUUGGUACAGAAGUGUUCCUAAAACCAGUAGAUGAUUUGACCCAUCCUGAUGAUUUCAUCGCUACGAUAAAAGGGGUGGGUUUCACUAAUACUAGUAAAAAGAUUGCUUAA
This is a messenger RNA of Naumovozyma dairenensis CBS 421, 1107 nucleotides long. It is a transcript of the gene RCL1, whose product is annotated as rRNA-processing endoribonuclease. Gene Ontology annotation, molecular function: RNA endonuclease activity. Gene Ontology annotation, biological process: ribosome biogenesis; endonucleolytic cleavage of tricistronic rRNA transcript (SSU-rRNA, 5.8S rRNA, LSU-rRNA). The record is from RefSeq and is a predicted model, not a curated record. The transcript has a single exon. Bases 1 to 1107 code for a protein of 368 amino acids. NCBI's taxonomy places the organism in Eukaryota, Fungi, Ascomycota, Saccharomycetes, Saccharomycetales, Saccharomycetaceae. Gene Ontology annotation, cellular component: nucleolus.